GACAAACACAGAUAGCCUAGCUUUAGUGUCACUUAUCUAUAGAUAAAAAUCCAGUCACAAUUCGAUCCACGCCGCGAGUGUACAAUCCUAUUUUUUUUAUAUUAAUUAUAAUUAGUGAAGUGCAUAAGUGAUGGCUGGAGCCGGUCGUGGGGCUGGACGGGGCCCAGCUGUGGGCAAAUUGGAGUCCCAAAUUUAUUGUAUCAAGUACACAUUGUUUUGUUUCAACGUUGUGCUCUGGUUGUUCGGUUUGUCUAUCUUUGCACUCUGCCUAUGGAUUUGCAUCGAACCUGUCUUCAGUGAAUGGAUGACCAUUCUGGAACUGCAGAAAUACUACAUUGGCAUCUACAUCAUCCUUAUAGCAUCUCUGGUCAUAAUGGUUGUAGCUUUUCUGGGAUGUGGAUCAGCUCUUAUGGAAAACGUCUUUUUAUUAUUCGCUUACAUCGCUACGCAAAUCGGCAUAUUCGUAUUCGGUUUGGUGGGAGCAUGCGUCCUUCUGGAUUUCUCCACAUACAACUCCAGUCUCCAGCCUCUUAUCAAAAACUCUAUCUACAAUUUGAUGAACAACCCACAACACGAAGGUAGUCGGCUCAUCUUGAGAAUGGUGCAAGAAGGUAUUGGAUGUUGUGGUGCCGAUAGUCCUAUGGAUUAUCUAAAUUUGAACAAACCCUUACCUGCUGAAUGCAGAGAUUCGGUAACAGGAAAUGCUUAUUUCCAUGGAUGCGUCGAUGAGCUCACUUGGUAUCUAGAGGGCAAAAGUGGAUGGCUUGCUGGUAUCGUACUAGCGUCUUGUAUGAUUGCUGUUAUCAACGCCGUAAUUUCAUUGGUCCUUAUUCAUGCAGUAAGGAAAGAAGAAGACGAAGCGAUAGCAUACAAAUAGAUGUAACGAAACCGCAUAGCUUUAAGUUUAUGUUAGAUUAACAAAAACUUUGACUUAUAGAGAUUUUUAUAAAUUAGCAUUAUAAAAUUAUUAUAAAUAAGUACUUUUUAUAUACAGAGAUAAAGUAUAUAUGAGACAUAAUCCAAUUAAAUAAAUUUGUAUAUGGUAUUGUUAUAAUAUAGUGUUAUAUUUACUUUACUACAAUAUUUUACAGCAUAUUAACAGAUAACAAAAUAAACCACUAACUGAUUACUUCUCACGAGAAUUAAAUUAUUUAUAUAUUUUAGAAUGAUAGAAUCUGUAACACCUAUAUUAUAUAGUAAUAUCAUUCUAGCCUUUUGUCCACCGUUUUGUUAAUUAAGUUAAAAUAAUUUAGUCAAUAAAAUUUUAA
Molecule: messenger RNA, 1268 nt
Organism: Diatraea saccharalis (sugarcane borer)
Lineage: Eukaryota; Metazoa; Arthropoda; Insecta; Lepidoptera; Crambidae
Source: the annotation of a GenBank genome assembly